UAUGACAUUUUUAUUUUAAAAUCAUUAUUUGAAUAUGGCUACAUGAUACAUUUCAACAAUAUUUCUAUGAAUGAAUCACUGACAGAGACUCCUCCUCCAUCAGCCAAUCACUGUGGGCAUAGUUAGUAAGCUUGUUGACAUCAUCCAUAGCAACGAGGUCAACCCCGCCCUUACUCUUAGCUUAAGAGUUUUCUCUAUUCCUUAGUAAAAGUUUGUCUCAGCAGCUUUGUGAAUAGGUUUUAAGAGACAACUCUUAACUAAGAACUUUUAGUGCCUCUUCACAAACAAUCCUAAAAUGGCUGUUGCCGGCAAUCCACAUCGGAACGCAAACAUUUUAGAAAGAUUUAACGAUAACGAGCUUUUAAAAAGAUAUCGCCUUAAUCGCGGAGGUAUUAUGACUGUUGUCGAGCUGGUCAGGGACGCAGUCACUUCACCGACAAAUAGAAAUAACCCCAUAACACCGGAGAUCAAAGUUUUAACAACUCUGCGCUACCUGGCCACGGGGAAAAUGCAGCUGUGCAGCGCGGACGAACUACACAUAUCUCAGCCAUCCGUCAGCAGAAUAUUGCAUCAGACAAUAAAUGCCCUCUGUAGACGCCACAUCAUCCGACAGUUUAUAAGGUUUCCACUUGAUGUUCGCCAACUACACAGAAACAACGCCCACUUCAUGGACAUAGCUGGACUUCCCGGUGUAGUUGGUGUUAUAGAUGGGACACAUGUCCGAAUUAUUGCACCAUCAGAAGACGAACAUGCUUAUGUAAAUAGAAAAAAAAUCCACAGCAUUAACACUCAGAUAGUUUUUGAUGCUAGCUACACUAUUUUAGACAUUGUCGCAAAGUGGCCAGGCGCAACACAUGAUUCGCGGAUCCUACAGGAGAGUGGCCUGAGACUCCUUUUUGAGAGGCAUCAUGUGCCAGCUGGAUGUCACUUGUUGGGGGACAGUGGCUAUCCCUGCAGGACGUGGCUCCUCACGCCUUACAUCCACCCACAUCCUGGACCUCAGUUAAAUUACAACAGGUAAGCUCACAAAAUACUUGCGUUCUUCUGAAAUUAGCUAUAGUUAUAUUGGUCACCGGUGUUGGGCACGUUACUUUAAAAAGAGAAUUAUAUAGGCCUAGUUACUUCUCACAAAUAGUAACUGAGUAACAUCAUUAUAAAAGUAAUAAUUACCAGGGAAAGUAACUAUUGCGUAACUUCAGAUAUCAUAUGGCAAUUAACUUGGAUGCCCCCAAAAUUAAAUGUCUAAAAAUAAAUUAAUAAUAGGCUAAUAAUUAUAAUAAUUCAUUGCUAUUUUUUAAAUUCAUCUAUUUGAUUAUGAAAAGAAAACAGCAUGAGUAAGAUAGAAUACAUCAUA
Molecule: messenger RNA, 1354 nt
Organism: Megalobrama amblycephala (Wuchang bream)
Lineage: Eukaryota; Metazoa; Chordata; Actinopteri; Cypriniformes; Xenocyprididae
Product: putative nuclease HARBI1
Exons: 1
Coding region: 296-1021 (241 amino acids)
Source: RefSeq, a predicted model, not a curated record